Molecule: messenger RNA, 513 nt
Organism: Aspergillus eucalypticola CBS 122712
Lineage: Eukaryota; Fungi; Ascomycota; Eurotiomycetes; Eurotiales; Aspergillaceae
Product: mitochondrial 37S ribosomal protein uS8m
Exons: 1
Coding region: 1-513 (170 amino acids)
Biological process (GO): translation
Cellular component (GO): mitochondrion; ribosome
Molecular function (GO): structural constituent of ribosome
Source: RefSeq, a predicted model, not a curated record
AUGUCUCUCGUCAACCUCGCCCACGUCUGCUCGCACCUGAAUAAUGCCUGCAAGGCCCGUCUCGGCCUCACCUCCAUCCCCAACUCCAAGCUCCACCUGAAACUCGCCCUCGCGCUCCAAAACGAUGGCUACCUCUCCUCCGUCGUCCGCGGAGGCCCGACUCCUCCCCCUGUACACCCUAUCCUCGGCAACCCGAACCCAAUCGAUGAGGUCGAAGGCAUCGAGCCCGUGACUCAAAGUAAUGUCGCUACCCGACGACUCUGGCUUGGUCUGAAGUACUGGCAGAGCGAGCCCGUGCUGGGCAAGUUGAGCAUGGUUAGCAAGCCGACACGACGAGUGACGAUCGAUGUGGCUGGUCUGCGUCGGGUGAUUCGCGGUGAGCGGGAUAACACUGUUGAGGGUAUUCGCUCGCCUGGUGAGAGCUUGUAUAUCUCUACGGACCGGGGUAUCUUGGAAGCUAGGGAAUGUGUGGAGAAGAAGCUGGGAGGGUUGGUCUUGUGCCGUAUUCGCUAA